CUAACCUCCUGUGUUGAUGCAUGGAUGCUGGUACCCACUUACAGGGAUGCCAGAUGAUCAGUGCAGAAUGAAGGUCCCAAGAGAGGAUCACAUGGCUCUCUCUGCCCUGUGACGUCACUAGCAGAUGGCAUGAGUACCAGCUCUGGCAGUUGGUAUCAAUGUCACUUUUUAGAGAUCAAUGAGAUAGUGCAGAUAUACACAGAUCUAGAGGCUCCUGGAGACGAUGCGACACUCAGCCUGAAAAGAUUUGGAAGACCCAAAAUGAAAACUGAUUAUUGAAUGAAAUUAAACCUAAGGUAAUUUAAGAUUAGAGAACCAUGUUAACACUACCGUUUGAUGAGUCUGUUGUAAUGCCAGAAUCCCAGAUGUGCAGAAAGUUUUCUAGAGAAUGCGAGGACCAGAAGCAAAUCAAGAAACCGGAAAGCUUUUCCAAACCAGUUGUCCUUCGAGGCAAGAGCCUCAAAAGAGCCCCAGGAGAAGAAACUGAGAAGGAAGAAGAGGAGGACGAUCGAGAAGAGGAAGAUGAAAACGGGCUGCCCCGAAGGAGGGGUCUCAGGAAAAAAAAGACCUCGAAGCUUCGGUUGGAAAGGGUCAAGUUCAGGAGGCAGGAAGCCAACGCCCGCGAGCGGAACCGGAUGCACGGCCUCAAUGAUGCUCUGGACAAUUUGCGAAAAGUGGUCCCCUGUUAUUCCAAAACCCAGAAACUGUCCAAAAUAGAGACUUUACGGCUGGCCAAAAACUACAUCUGGGCACUUUCCGAGAUCCUGAGGAUAGGCAAGAGGCCAGACCUGCUCACGUUCGUGCAGAACUUGUGCAAGGGUCUCUCCCAGCCGACUACAAACUUGGUGGCCGGCUGCCUGCAGCUCAACGCCCGGAGUUUCCUGAUGGGGCAGGGGAGCGAGGCCGCGCACCCCACCAGGCCGCCCUACUCCACCUUCUACCCUCCCUACCACAGCCCGGAGCUGGCCACCCCCCCGGGCCACGGGACGUUGGAGAACGCCAAGUCAAUGAAACCCUACAAUUACUGCAGUGCGUACGAGUCCUUCUACGAGAGCGCUUCCCCCGAGUGUGCCAGCCCUCAGUUUGAAGGGCCCUUAAGUCCUCCCCCAAUUAACUAUAAUGGGAUCUUUUCCCUGAAGCAAGAAGAGCCCUUGGACUAUGGCAAAAAUUACAAUUAUAGCAUGCAUUACUGCGCAGUGCCGCCCAGGGGCCCUCUGGGGCAGGGCGCCGUGUUCAGGUUGCCCGCUGACAACCCCUUCCCCUACGAGCUACAUCUGCGCAGCCAGUCUAUCACCAUGCAGGAUGAAUUAAAUGCAGUUUUUCAUAAUUAAUGAGGAAAAUGAAAAUAAACGGUGGUCAUUCACCCCCCUCCCAGCCCUCGUCUAAUUAAGGCGAGGCAGAUGCCCGUGGGCUGAGUAAUUGACACAACUCUGUCUAAGGUGUUCACUAGUUUUUCAAGUGUGCUCCAACUGCCGUGAGAAUUUUCUAUGUAAUAAAAAAAAAAAUCUCGUUUCUUAUGAGAACUUCUAUUCCUUUCCUUUUGUCUGUAAACCACUGUGAAUCUGUUUCU
Perognathus longimembris pacificus (Pacific pocket mouse) is the source of this 1570-nucleotide messenger RNA. It is a transcript of the gene Neurod6, whose product is annotated as neuronal differentiation 6. The coding region runs from base 318 to 1331 and encodes 337 amino acids. Gene Ontology annotation, biological process: nervous system development; regulation of DNA-templated transcription. Gene Ontology annotation, molecular function: protein dimerization activity. The record is from RefSeq and is a predicted model, not a curated record. NCBI's taxonomy places the organism in Eukaryota, Metazoa, Chordata, Mammalia, Rodentia, Heteromyidae. The transcript has 2 exons.